This is a messenger RNA of Drosophila eugracilis, 1201 nucleotides long. RefSeq names its product SURF1-like protein (gene Surf1). Bases 237 to 1139 code for a protein of 300 amino acids. NCBI's taxonomy places the organism in Eukaryota, Metazoa, Arthropoda, Insecta, Diptera, Drosophilidae. The transcript has 4 exons. Gene Ontology annotation, cellular component: mitochondrion; membrane. Gene Ontology annotation, biological process: mitochondrial respiratory chain complex IV assembly. The record is from RefSeq and is a predicted model, not a curated record.
AAGCUGUUAUUAUUUUUUAGUGAACAUUAGAAAAUUUUACUUCGUAUAUUUGUCCCACCUAAGUUUACUUAAGUUUUAAUUCAUAAAAUCGAGAAAAGCGGCGUAUCCUAACAUAGUAUGACCGCAUGUAAUGCUUUACGUUCAUAACAGCAUUACACGGUCCUACAUCCAACUUCCAAUUGGAAAUGUAAAUAAAUAAACAUAUAGAACAAAAUUAGGAUAAAAUAAUAAUAAACAUGCUGCGUUUGGGAUCUCAAAUGUGCCGGAAAGUUGCCUUCAACAUGCAGACAGUAUCCCGAAUACCAGGCAGCAGGAAUACACAAAAACUGGUGACUAGAAAGAUGACACAACAGCGAUCGCCGGUGGACUGGACAACAAGUAUUCCCAAUAAGGCGGCAAAGGACAAGGAAAAGAUUGCUCCUUUGGGAUGGUUCCUCCUGCUUAUUCCCGCCACUACUUUUGGCUUGGGCUGCUGGCAAGUGAAGCGCAAGAUAUGGAAGGAGCAGUUGAUCAAGGAUCUUAAUAAGCAACUAAGCACGGCUCCUGUGGCUUUACCAGAAGAUCUCAGUGACUUAACCCAAAUGGAGUACCGUCUGGUCAAAAUCCGCGGACGUUUCCUUCAUGAAAAAGAGAUGAGAAUGGGUCCAAGAUCACUCAUACGACCCGAUGGUGUAGAGACUCAAGGAGGACUCUUCUCACAGAGGGAUUCAGGCAAUGGUUACCUAAUAGUGACCCCUUUUCAGCUGGCGGAUAGAGACGACAUAGUCCUUGUGAAUCGAGGGUGGGUAUCCCGCAAACAAGUGGAGCCGGAAACGCGUUCUUUGGGUCAACAGCAAGCAGAGGUCGAACUUACAGCUGUGGUGCGCAAGGGAGAAGCCCGUCCUCAGUUCACACCUGACCACAAAGGCAAUAUCUACCUUUAUCGCGAUCUGCCACGGAUGUGUGCCUCUACAGGAGCUGCUCCCGUAUUUCUAGAUGCGGUCUAUGAUCCCCAUGCAGCUAAUAAUGGUCCAAUUGGUGGCCAGACCCGAGUUACCCUUCGAAAUGACCAUCUGUCGUAUCUUGUGACCUGGUUUAGCUUAUCGGCGGCCACAUCCUUCCUUUGGUACCGUCAAAUAGUCAAGAGGAUUCCCUUCUAAAGGGCCCCAAAAAUCAAACAAACUGUUGUUAUUUUUAUAAAAUUUACAUGUUCUCGUGUAAA